Messenger RNA from Anopheles funestus (African malaria mosquito), 1544 nucleotides. Its product is annotated as cysteine-rich venom protein 6-like. Lineage: Eukaryota; Metazoa; Arthropoda; Insecta; Diptera; Culicidae. Bases 548 to 883 code for a protein of 111 amino acids. The transcript has 2 exons. The record is from RefSeq and is a predicted model, not a curated record.
CACAGAGACUGAAACGGAGCCUACACCAGUUGACUUCACAGAGCCUGAAACGGAGCCUACACCAGUUGACUUCACAGAUCCUGACACGUAUCCUACACCCGACUUCACAGAGCCUGAAACGGAGCCUACACCAGUUGACUUCACAGAGCCUGACACGGAGCCUACACCAGUUGACUUCACAGAGCCUGAAACGGAGCCUACACCAGUUGACUUCACAGAGCCUGAAACGGAGCCUACACCAGUUGACUUCACAGAGCCUGAAACGGAGCCUACACCAGUUGACUCCACAAGUCCUGAAACGGAGCCUACACCAGUUGACUUCACCGAGCCUGAAACGGAGCCUACACCAGUUGACUCCACAAGUCCUGAAACGGAGCCUACACCAGUUGACUUCACCGAGCCUGAAACGGAGCCUACACCAGUUGACUCCACAAGUCCUGAAACGGAGCCUACACCAGUUGUAUGCACACAUUCUGAAACAAAGCCUACACCAGUUAACUCCACAAGUCCUGUAACGACUCAUCCAACACCUGUACCCGGGGCAAACAUGACUACAUCCGCUUCUACUGCUGCGACUGCUGCAAAUACCACGAGCAUUCGUGUUACAUCAGCCACAGUAACCAAGUAUCAGUCUAGUUCAACCAGAAUGCCAACUACGACCGCACCAAGAUGCAUUCCAACAACGUGUGGUAAAAACGAGGUGUUCCUUUGCUGCGGACUGUGCAGCUUUAAUACGUGUCGAGGAUGGGUACCAUGUCUCGACACACGCUGUGUGCAGGGGUGCUUCUGCAUGGUAGGCUUCGUGCGAGCCCAUCCGAAGGGACCUUGCAUUCCACACCAAAACUGUCCAAAGGUGCCGUUCCCAUUGAUUAUCCGUCAGUAAUGCACCGGCAGCAAUACAAUCCGACGAAAUGAUGAAUAAACUAUGUUUGAAUUCCAAUGGAUUUAAAACUGAUCGUAGAAUUUUUGAAGUAAUUUUCUAUUCGUGUGGUUACGAAAUAUGAAGACAAAUAUUACACCGAACCAUACUGCACUGUUAUAAAAUAUGUAGAUAGUAAAAAAUGCCUUAACCAACUAUACUUAAAUGACUCUAAAUUACUUUCCAAAUAUAGUUUCUAAUUAAGAUCACCAGUCAUACACCCGAUCUCAAAUGCAGACUAAACACUAUCUUGCACGUAACAUGUACUAUUCUACAAGACACCUAAGAAAAAGCGAGCCUAACACAGCGAGCCUUCGACAAAAGUUAUGUUCGACACCUUUGAUGGAGAGAUUGCUCUACCCAAGGCCGGUACGUUUCAUAUUCUGUUUGCUAGUCGAUUCGAGUGCUGUUGAACAACUUCAGUCAUAUACUGUUCUUCAUCUGUUUUCUUACCGGUCAUAUACCUUUACAAAAUUUUCAGUAUUUUUUUUUAGAAUAGCAGAUAUUACGUGGGAUUGUGCAAAGAAAUCGAUAUUCAUCAAUAUACGCAAAUAAGCAUCUCCGAAGCGUUAUUAGAGCGAUGUUUGAUCAAAUUGAUCUAAAGCUUUCUAGCAGAGAGAGAGAG